CCCGAGAGAGAGCGCUUCUCGCCAUUUUCCGGCGCGGCUUGCCUCGCCAUGCGCAUUCCUCACAAAGCAGUAGGCGCCCGAAAGCUACUUAACUCGCACUCGCUCGCGCACAAAACGCGUAGAAGCGCCCCGACAACUUCUCGAGCCACGCACGCGGCUGUUCGCAACGAACGCAGGUUCGCCGCUUCGCUGUUUCGCCUGAUCCCUUGCAGCACGGUGACAGUAACCGGUGCUGUAGCAGUCAGCAGCAAAAGACUUGACCCGCUGACCGCGGUGAAAGCUGUGACGGCACCCGUCUUGACAGCUGCGGUGACUCCGGGCUUUCUACCCGCAGCCAGCCCAGCCAAACACGGGUUCAGGUGGCGGCGGCCAGGCCUGGAAGAUACGACACCAGCAGCAGCAGCUAGCCAGCUAGGCCCACUUUGCGCUGCGCGGAAACAUACCGCACGCGCGCUAUAGGUGGCCGCUGAGGUAGCCUAGGGCUUCACACCUGCAACUGCUCCCUGCGGCCUAGCCAUGGUGGCCAGACACCAGGAUCCCGAGCCGUCACAGGGCUUGGGAGAAGAGCGGCAGCAGCAACUGGCGCCGCAGCCGGGCGUGCCAUCAGCGUCAGAGGCACAGGCGGAGGCGGAGGUAGCGGCUCGCGGCAGCAGGGAAGGCAGCGGCGGCGGUGCGCCUGCUGGUGGCGCUGCCGGCAAGCUGGGCGACGGCGAGGAGGCCUCCGGGCAGCCGCUGCGGCGGCUGUCAGAAGUGCUGGCGCCACUGCUGGUAGUCAGUGCCUUCGGCGCAUCCGGCUCGGGCGGGUCUUCCUGCGCCUCCACCCCCGCCAGCGCCACGGCUACGACUUCAGCCGCACACACCACGGCUAGCGCCGUCGCUGCCGCCACUGCGGCCGAAGGCGUGGCCGCCGCCAGUGCCGCAGCGGCGGCGGAGCGUGCGUGUGCACGACAACACGACGAGGCCGCCGCCAGCAACAUGAUUGGUGCAACACCUUCCCCCUUCCACCAAGACCCACCUGCGUCUCCGUCGCCACCAUCGUCGUCGCAUGCCCGCCAUCACGGGGAUGUGUCGCCGUUUCACCUGCAGCGGCUGCAGUCGCACCCCGUCCCACCAAGCAGCUCGUGCAGCAGCGACGGUGCAAGUGGCGAUGAUGGCCGUCGGCUGAGCGGUAGUAGCAGUGGCAGCAGCCGCAGUCGCAGCCGUGGCGGAUUCCUCAGCGGCGACACUGGGUUUGCUAGUACCGGCAAUGGCAGCACCAGCACCUGCAGUGGCAAGGGCUGCAAGGAGGCAGCGGCAGCGCCAGCACGCGAUGGCGGCGCUGCCUGCGCCGCCCCCAUAACCGCCACUACUGCCACCAUCACCACUACCACCGCCACUGCAAUCAACGCCACCACAACUGUUGCCGCCACCGCGCAUUCCCCGCGCCCCCGCCCGGGCCCGGGCCCGCCAAAGCUGGUGGUGAUGACCCCGCGGGAUCCGCCGGUGCCGCGGCCGCCGCCGGGCGUACGGCAGUACACUGACGGCCGGUCGGCGUCGUACGUACUGCCGCUGCCGUAUCGCCUGCUGGCCCAGCUGACUCUGGGUUUGUACGUGGGCUUUCCCUACAUCCUGCUGGGGUUGUUGCUGGGCACGGCUGCCGGCUCGCGCGCCGCCGCCGCCGCCCUGGCUCUGACGCUGGGCAGCCUGCUGGUGCCGGCCCCACCGCACAUCCGGCAGGGCAUGCUGGACUCGGCACUGUUCAGGCUGUGGCGCGCCUACUUCAACUACAGCUACGCCUACGACCAACUGCCCGACUUCAACCGCCCACACAUCUUUGUCAACAGCCCGCACGGCGCCUUCCCGCUGUCGCAGAUCCUGUGCAUCUCCCUGUCCAACAUCGUGUGGCCGGGCUUCCCCGUGCACAGCCUGGCGGCCUCGGUGCUGUGGUACAUACCGCUGUGGCGCCACAUGAAGGCGGCGCUGGGGGCCGCGCCCGCCAGCCGGGACAACGCGCGCAUGCUGCUGAGGCACCGCGGGUGGGCGGGCGUGGCGUGGCGUGGCGUGUAAUGGAAUGUGCAACCGGGAGGGCUGUUGCGUGUGCAGUACAGUAUUACACGGUGUCACAAUAGCAGUCAGCUGGUGCGGUAAUGUUGCAGUCGGAAGAAGGUGCUAUAACACAGCCUACUAGAGCUAGAGUAGGCCGACGGCGUUGCAGGCGGCGCGCCCCCGGGGUACAGAGCAGGGUGAUCGUUCUUCCACGUCACUGGCCCUUGAACUGCGUCAGCAGGUCCCUAUUAUAACCAACGCAG
Messenger RNA from Chlamydomonas reinhardtii, 2288 nucleotides. RefSeq lists its product as uncharacterized. The transcript is spliced from 4 exons. Bases 517 to 2046 code for a protein of 509 amino acids. Gene Ontology annotation, molecular function: diacylglycerol O-acyltransferase activity. Gene Ontology annotation, cellular component: endoplasmic reticulum membrane. Gene Ontology annotation, biological process: triglyceride biosynthetic process. Lineage: Eukaryota; Viridiplantae; Chlorophyta; Chlorophyceae; Chlamydomonadales; Chlamydomonadaceae. The record is from RefSeq and is a predicted model, not a curated record.